AUGUCUACCGCCCUGAAAUCCAUCAAGUCGCUCGUCCCACUGCUGGAUCGCGUGCUGGUACAACGAGUGAAAGCCGAAGCCCGCACCGCCGGCGGCAUCUUCCUACCGGAGAGCAGCGUCAAGGAACUCAACGAGGCCAAGGUCCUCGCCGUCGGGCCCGGCGGCUUCGAUAAAGACGGCAAGCGGAUAUCCAUGAGCGUCCAGGCCGGUGACAAGGUUCUGAUUCCGCAGUAUGGCGGUAGCCCUGUGAAGGUCGGAGAGGACGAGUAUCAUCUCUUCCGGGAUCAUGAACUCCUGGCCAAGAUCAAGGAAUAG
Messenger RNA from Exophiala aquamarina CBS 119918, 315 nucleotides. RefSeq names its product hsp10-like protein. Gene Ontology annotation, cellular component: mitochondrial matrix. Gene Ontology annotation, molecular function: protein folding chaperone; metal ion binding; protein-folding chaperone binding. NCBI's taxonomy places the organism in Eukaryota, Fungi, Ascomycota, Eurotiomycetes, Chaetothyriales, Herpotrichiellaceae. Bases 1 to 315 code for a protein of 104 amino acids. The transcript is spliced from 4 exons. The record is from RefSeq and is a predicted model, not a curated record.